UUCUGGAAAAGUAGAGUUGGCCUAAAAGAGUUUCUGCAUUUUCCUGUCCUCACUUGGACCUCUGCUGUGGUUUUGAUGGUCACCGAUGGCUCGGUUGACACACAGCAGUCUCACAUUUAUCAUUCCCACAUGUGGUAGCUCCUAAUGGGUUGGAGGCUUGCAUAGUUGAACUCCUGCCUGAGCUUUGAUAGCUGUUUCCAGAAACAGCUUGAGCAAAUCUCGUCGACUGGGGAAUCCCUUUCUUUUAGCAGAGAAGCAUGAAAGGGAAAAAUUAUGCUUUCAGAGGCUUACCCCGUGGAUAUCCUGGAGGAUGACCCAGAGGGCCAUCAGGCAGCAACACAGGUUUACUAUGAUUCCCUCAGGGAAGGAGCCCAGGCCUCGUCAGAGGUUUUCUCUCUUCCCACUGGGGAGCAGGUCAGACUUCAAACUUCGUCUCUUCGUUUUUAUCCUAUGUACCGUGACGAACCUCAACAUAAACUACUGGUUUUGGUUAAUCCCCAGGACACAAAGACAGUUGUGGCUGUAUACUUAAAGGAAUCCUGGUGGUUCACUGAAGACAUCCUAAGAACUUCUGAUCCCACAAGGGAUGGACUCAGGAAGGUUCAGUCCUUCGGGGAAAGGAUUGUACUUUUUCUUCUCAACACCAUUGUUUUUGGAAGACUGGAGAGAAAUCUGGAUGAUGAUGACAUGUUUUUCUUACCUCACCCUGCGAAAGAACAAGCUAAGAUUCUGUGGAGAGAUGGAGCAGCAGUUGGAUUUUACUCAAUCAAAAGGAAAGGCAGCCUCUGUGGUGAUGGCACCAGCGCAUGCUACCUGUUGCCUGUCUUCGAUACCGUGUUUGUGCGGAGGAAGAACCGUUGCCAAGGACUGGGGACAGCCAUGCUGAGGGACUUCUGUGACACCUUCCCAGAAGACGAAGCCCUGGGUAUCAGUUGCCCGAUUUCUCCUGCAAUGUACAGAGUCCUCAGGCAGUUCCUGUUGACCUGUCCAGGCGAGAGAGGGCGCUUGUGGGAGGUAGAGCCCCCAGGGGCCUGGGGCCAGCGUGCCAACAUCUGGCUCAAGAUUUAUCUUCAGGAGGCGAGACUUCAAGAUGGGAGCACGGUGCACCCUGAAUGUUCCGAAGAGGGCACAAACACUCCCAGGCAGACUUCUCAGGGUGAUGGAGCCUCACAGUUUGAUCAUGGAGAAAGCCGUAAGGAGAGGAUCACUGGAGGACAGGAGACACCGAAUGACCAAGAAUGUGUCAAAAGAGAGGAGGAUUCUGGGAUGUCCCUGAGACUUUCCCGGGAUGAGACGGAGGGCAGGGGAGCCAAAAGGACAGUGGCCGUUGCUGGGCUGGUUGGUGAGCCAUGGCGGAAGCGCGUGCGGCAAGCUCCUAACUCCUCAGAGGUUCAUCUGGUCUCACCGGGAUCUGAGUCUGAGGGUUUUAUGUGGUCCUGCUAGUCUCUGGUGCUGGAGAUGAUGUCCAUGGGUCCUGCCUGUCUCUGCUCCCCUUAUAGGCUCUGGGAUAAGGGUGUCUGAAGAAGUGCCCUGGUAAGUCAAAUACACUCUGGGAGCUUCUUUCACAAGUAACUGUUGGCAAAUCCAAGACUCUGGAAGCUCACUUGUUAAAAGUAACAUGGCUUCCACUCCCCAGGAGUAUGGUAAGCAUGAGACCAAGUGAAGAUGUCACUUGGUGGAAAUGGACUCAGAGAUGGGCCAUGGUACCCAUCCAUGAUAUACAUUCAGCCCCUUUGUAACCUCAGACCUCAAUGCCAGACGUUUUCAGGGGGACAAAUUCCUUCUCUAGGGACUUGUUAGUCACUUCAGAGCUUCUCGAGGGCAAGCACUGGUGGUAUAUAAUGUCCACUAUGCUAGGGCCAGAUGGUGCCUACUGUGGGCCUUGGGCUAUUUCUGGCCCAAUAUAGUGCCUGGGCUGCCUUCAGCGCUAUUGGAUUCAGCUGUCUGGACGCUGGGUGGGAUUUCUCCCAGAGAAAGCUGGUCUGGUAUUUUAUGUUUCCUAAUGGCCAAAGGACACAUGCUGUGGGACCUCAGUUACUUAUCUGUUCAUCAAAGCACCCGUCUCCCUGCUCAUUUCUAGUACAUGAAUAUAUACCUAUACACAACUCUCCUUUUCUCUCCCUUCUGCUUCCUUCAUCUCUUCUCUCCCUCUCUUCCCCUUCCUCUAACCAUUUAUAUUUAUCUACUUAAUUUAUAGCUAUCUAAUUCCCAGUUCACCUCUAUAUCCUCUAUCAAUCUGUCCGCUCUUCCAUCCAUCCAUCCAUCCAUCCAUCCAUCCAUCCAUCCAUCC
This is a messenger RNA of Cricetulus griseus (Chinese hamster), 2290 nucleotides long. The record is from RefSeq and is a predicted model, not a curated record. Lineage: Eukaryota; Metazoa; Chordata; Mammalia; Rodentia; Cricetidae.